UGUGAAUGCAAGAAGAUCGAUCAGCUGACCAAAUAUAUAAGCAUGCUAAUGUAGGCCUACUCAAUGGCAGCGUGAGCCCGAAGCUUGGACCUGCCUUCAAAUCGCUGAUCGAGGUAUAAUGCAAGUCGGAUUUGCAAGAGGACCAUUGCACUGAAGUGUUUCAGGAUUCAGCUGACGAAUAAACGGGUUCGAUUUCACCAUGGCUGAGAGAAGCAUUCCUAAGCUGGCCGCCAUGGGUACGACCGCUGGUGUCUUGACCAUCACUGUAAUCUUCAACAUCCUGGCGAUGGGAAAUCCAAAAACAGCUCUCUUCACCAACACGACUGGGUCAGUUUAUGACUACUACACCCUGGAGAUUGUCCCUGCAAGUUGGACAUUGAUUACACUAUGGGCGAUCAUCUACAUUUGGCAAGUCUUGUGGAUAGGAUACGCACUCAGCACCAUCUGCCGGAAGUCAGCGUCUGGUCCCCUCUACCUGCAUCCGGCACAGAUGUCCGUAUGGUUCUAUGCCUUCUUCAUCGCGAACAACAUCAGCAACAUUAUCUGGCAGAUUGUGUGGGAUAGGUUCCUACUGGUCCCAUCUCUCGUGUUCCUGGCCCUGGUGCCGCUAACGCUGAAUGGGUGCCUGGUGACCGUGUCCAAACCUCUGUCAAAUCACCAAGAGUCACUCAUAAAGGAAGGUUUAACCCGUGAAGUCUGGAUGAUCCAUCUCUUUGUUGAGAAUGGUAUCCUGGUCUACAUCGCCUGGACCGAGAUUGCCACCCUGAUCAACGCUGCCAUGGUGAUGCAUUACCUCAUGGGCGUCGCCGAGGAGUUGGCGUGCACCAUCGUACUGGUGAUCUUCACUGUUAUAUUCAUCACGUGGUUUAUUCUGGACAUCUUUGUUUUUGAAGAGAUGUACCGGUACAUGUUCGUCUACUACCCUGGGGUCGUGGUCGCUCUCUCCGGCAUUGUCAACAAGAACUGGGAUCCAACCAAACGGAACCAAAUAUUCACUGUGGUUCUGCUGGCGGUGGCGUGCUUAGCAACUGUAGUAAAACUUGUGUUGAUGGUGUACCGACACAAGACGCGGCCGAUGGUGGCACAUAAAGAUGAACACUCAUUAAUUGGAGUUACAGCUGUAUCGUCGACAGGCAGUAAACAAUACACGGAGUAGAAUCUCUCCCUCAA
Molecule: messenger RNA, 1170 nt
Organism: Lineus longissimus
Lineage: Eukaryota; Metazoa; Nemertea; Pilidiophora; Heteronemertea; Lineidae
Exons: 6
Coding region: 200-1156 (318 amino acids)
Source: RefSeq, a predicted model, not a curated record